Molecule: messenger RNA, 674 nt
Organism: Caenorhabditis elegans
Lineage: Eukaryota; Metazoa; Nematoda; Chromadorea; Rhabditida; Rhabditidae
Source: the annotation of a RefSeq genome assembly
AUGACUUGCUUCACGUUUUUGGUCUGGUCAACGCCGUGCACCUUUUUAAAUUUUUUUUAUUAUCUCCCCUACUGAGCGAACUUAUUCUCGGGACAAAUUUCUGGAUGGGGAGCAUAUAUAACGGGAAUCUGCAUCCAACUUUGUCUAUCUUUAAAUCGAUUCAUUGUCACUUACUUUCCAUUUUUAUCAAAUGGAAAAAACAAAUUUCUCAACAUCCGCAAGGCUGUGGCUACGUUUACUUUAUUGAGCGUCUUUCCUGGGCUCCAGAGAAUUCACAAAAUUUUAUCUUCAUUCUUACAAUGGCAUUUGUUUCUAAUUUAUCCAACGUCACGACAUUCAUCAAGCUUAUGGACAUUCUAACCGAAUGUAUAUUUAGACUCGGCAGCACGCAAUGUUCAUAACACGAAGUGAGAACCUCUCGAGACAAGGACGUUUGAUGUUUGCACAGAGCGUGAUUCAGGAUUGUUUGCACAUGAUCGACAUGUUAGCAUGCUACGUCAUUUACAAGUUCAACGACGCUCUCUGGUUCCCAUUUUUGCAUGUCCGGCGUUUGGCUCACAAUUCAUGUUUUUGACGGAUUCGUAAUGAUGAUCUACAACAUUCAUCCAUCAUUGUUCAAAUUAAAGCCUAACAUAAGACCAGCGACAAAUGCAUCUUCUUUAAAGUUUUUCUGA